AUGGCGACCAUACGACCUGCUGUACGUGAAGAUGUACCUCUUCUACUGAAAAUGAUGCAAGCAACUGCCUCAGAGCAAAACGUCGCGCAAGCCGUUACAGCAACCGAAGCCGAUCUCCUAAUUGCGCUUGGCUUUGAUCAGCUGCAUGCCAAUGACGCCGGCAAUCCAAUUGCUACACAUAAUGCAAAAGCCUUACUUGUUGAAGCCCCAGAAGGCGAGGUCGCCGGAAUGGCUUUCUACUUUACCACGUUUGUUGCGUGGGCUGCGAAGUCCGGGCUCUGCCUUGAGGACCUCUAUGUUCUUCCGGAGUAUCGUUGCAGAGGAUAUGCAAGGCUUUUGGUGCAGGGGGUUGCGAAGAAAGCUCAAGAACUUGGUUGCGCGAGGGUUGAAUGGCUUUGUUAUAAACGGAACGAGCGUGCUUUGAGAUUCUACCGUAGUGUCGGUGCGAAGGAGAUGGAUGCUUUGACGUUUUUGAGGCUUGAUGGGGAUGCGAUGAGUGAUUUUGCGAAUGAGACUUCCUAG
Penicillium brevicompactum is the source of this 522-nucleotide messenger RNA. Its product is annotated as GNAT family N-acetyltransferase. The record is from RefSeq and is a predicted model, not a curated record. The transcript is spliced from 2 exons. Gene Ontology annotation, molecular function: N-acetyltransferase activity. Bases 1 to 522 code for a protein of 173 amino acids. Lineage: Eukaryota; Fungi; Ascomycota; Eurotiomycetes; Eurotiales; Aspergillaceae.